Messenger RNA from Sordaria macrospora k-hell, 774 nucleotides. RefSeq lists its product as uncharacterized. Lineage: Eukaryota; Fungi; Ascomycota; Sordariomycetes; Sordariales; Sordariaceae. Gene Ontology annotation, molecular function: RNA binding. Gene Ontology annotation, cellular component: nuclear speck; cytoplasm. The record is from RefSeq and is a predicted model, not a curated record. Gene Ontology annotation, biological process: mRNA splicing, via spliceosome.
AUGCGCUCCCGCGACUUGUUGGAUUCAUCACUGAACAUUGAACAUUAUACACCCGCCGACGACGAACGAUUGACGACUUUUACCCCUACCACGAGGCAUCCACGACAUACUGAAAGAGUCUACGCGACAAUACACGACCCGCAUUUACACAUCAAUACCAGCUCCCGGAUUCACACGCGGCAAUGGCUACGCGUACUGCCCCCCGCGGGCCUCCCGCAAAAGGUGGUCACGAACCUGCCAAACCAGACCCUUUACGUCGCGAACCUCCCCUCAGCCAAGAUCCAGAAAGACGACCUCCGCACAGCACUAUACAUGCUCUUUUCCACCUACGGACCCGUUCUCGAUGUAGUCGCUCUCAAGACCAUGAAGAUGCGCGGGCAAGCACACAUUGUCUACCGGGACAUUCAGACAGCAACACAGGCGAUGAGGUCACUUGACGGGAUGGAGUUUUUGGGCAGGCAAAUGAAAAUCACCUACGCCAAGGGCCGCUCCAACAUCAUCGCCAAACUCGACGGUACUCUCGUGCCACCCAAGGCCGCCGCCGCCGUCACCCUCACCACCGUUCAACAAAGCAUCUUCAGCGCCCCCGUACCGGGCGCCCCUACUACGAAUACCGAGAGUCCAGCACCACAAGGAUCGCCAGCCAAGCCUCCUGGGACGGAGACGACGACAUCGGCAGAGGAAGCCCGGGGAACGAAGCGGCCACGCGAGGACGAGGAAGAGGAGGAGAGCGAUUCGGAUGUUGCCAUGGAGGAGGACAGCGACGAGGAUUGA